AUGGCUCCCUGCAGUCGCCAGGCCGAUAGUCGAUCGACCUCUCGAUCUCCUUCACCAUCGGGCUCCAUCAAAAGUACCUUGUCGUCCUCAAGCACUCUUGUCUCGCCAACUCCGGAUUCCUCAUCACCGCUUCCUUCACCUUCCUCAGCAGUGGCAACCACCUCAUCCAUGUACAGUGCUUUGGGCACCCGCCCCCGCCGGUUAACACCGCCAUCACGACUUCUUGGUGCCAUCGAUGAAGACAGCUCUACCGUGCAGCCUGAUGUGCCGUUAUCGAGUGACAACGAGCAUAACCCGGUUGCCAAACUUCAUGUCUACGCUGCCGUAGUCAACUCAAGACAGAAGCCCACUCUCGCACCCAUGUCGAGUCCACCACUCGACGAGUUCGAUUGUGUGAUAGGGCCCCGUGGUGAGAGGUUUACCGACCUACGAAUGAACCGAAAACCCGUGGGAGUCAAGGGCUGGAAGCGAUUCAUGUGCUUCGGGUAA
This is a messenger RNA of Cladophialophora psammophila CBS 110553, 489 nucleotides long. RefSeq lists its product as uncharacterized. The transcript has a single exon. NCBI's taxonomy places the organism in Eukaryota, Fungi, Ascomycota, Eurotiomycetes, Chaetothyriales, Herpotrichiellaceae. The record is from RefSeq and is a predicted model, not a curated record. The coding region runs from base 1 to 489 and encodes 162 amino acids.